Molecule: messenger RNA, 427 nt
Organism: Moneuplotes crassus
Lineage: Eukaryota; Ciliophora; Spirotrichea; Euplotida; Euplotidae
Source: the annotation of a GenBank genome assembly
AACAAUGGGCUGUGGCCAUUCAGAUGCAACUCCUGCUGAAAAUAUAUCAGAUAAAAAUAAUACAAAUACUAAAAAGGCUUCAGGAGGAGGAUAUUCCUCCAACUAUCCUAGUUAUGUUACUCCUAGUUAUGUCACUCCAAGCUAUUCCCAACCUCAAAGAAGCACGAAUAGUUAUUCACGUCCUCAACCGUCAAGCUAUUCUGCUCCAAAAACAUCAUCGAUAAGCUAUCCAUCAAGUUCAUACAAGCCUAGUGCACCUUCCAGAUCCUAUGGAGGCGGUGGAGGCGGAGGUGGAGACGGAGGUGGUGGAGACUGUGGUGGAGGAGGUGGAGAUUGUGGAGGUGGCGGCGGUGGCUGCGGAGGUGGUGGCUGCGGAGGUGGCGGUGGCUGCGGAGGUGGCGGUGGCUGUGGAGGUGGAGGAUGCUAA